This is a messenger RNA of Phytophthora nicotianae INRA-310, 814 nucleotides long. RefSeq lists its product as hypothetical. The transcript has a single exon. The coding region runs from base 6 to 590 and encodes 194 amino acids. Gene Ontology annotation, cellular component: extracellular region. The record is from RefSeq and is a predicted model, not a curated record. Lineage: Eukaryota; Oomycota; Peronosporomycetes; Peronosporales; Peronosporaceae.
GUACCAUGAACACGAAGACUGUCCUCGCCAUUGCCGCCGCCGCUUUUGUCGGCUCUGCCGCUGCUGAGACGUGCUCGUCCACGGACCAGACGACCGCGUACUCGACGCUCGCUAGCGUGUUGACCCUGAGCUCGUUCCAGGGUUGCGCCGACGACUCUGGCUUCAGCCUGCUGUACUCGACGUCGCUGCCGGACGACGACCAGUACGUGAAGAUGUGCGCUUCGGACAACUGCAAGUCGCUGAUCGAGUCGGUGGCCGCCCUGAACCCGCCUAACUGCGACCUGACGGUGCCGACGAGCGGUCUGGUGUUGAACGUGGUGGACCUGACGAGCGGUUUCUCGGAGAAGUGCUCUUCGUUGUCUUCGUCGUCCACGACUACCUCGAGCGCUGCCACGUCGACGACGACGGAGGCCCCUGCCGCGACGACGGCUGCCCCCACUACGGAGUCCACGACGACGACGACGACGACGACGCCGACGGCUACCGAUGCUCCCGUUGCCACUCCCGCUGCCACUCCGGCCGCCACCACGACGAACUCGACGGAGUCCGUGACUCAGACUUCGGUGACGCAGACCGCCGCCGCAUGCUAAGUUGUUACAGGCUAGGUUUGAGCUAGGACGUAUUUUCUUGCGUUAGUGACAACGUUGGCAGUGUAUAUAUAUAUAUCAUUUUUUGGAUGAGGGUAUCGACAAUCGAUCGCCCCCAUGCUAAAAAAAAUCUCAUGUGAUACCAUACAAUUGAUGUGCUAGGAGCUUGGUACGUAGUUAGACGCUACUUUGUCGUACGAGCUUGUAUGAAACUAGGUUCAACUGCG